AUGAUCGCGGCCCAGGCCAAGCUGGUGUAUCAUCUGAAUAAAUACUACAACGAGAAAUGCCAAGCCAGGAAAGCUGCCAUCGCCAAAACGAUCCGAGAAGUCUGCAAAGUGGUGUCGGACGUGCUGAAGGAGGUGGAGGUGCAGGAGCCUCGCUUCAUCAGUUCCUUGAACGAGAUGGACAAUCGCUACGAGGGGCUGGAAGUCAUCUCCCCCACGGAGUUUGAAGUCGUGCUGUAUCUGAACCAAAUGGGGGUUUUCAACUUCGUGGACGACGGCUCCUUGCCGGGCUGCGCUGUGUUAAAGUUAAGCGACGGGCGCAAGAGGAGCAUGUCCCUCUGGGUGGAGUUCAUCACGGCGUCUGGCUACCUCUCCGCUCGCAAAAUCCGGUCCAGAUUUCAGACUCUGGUGGCUCAAGCCGUGGAUAAGUGCAGUUACAGAGACGUGGUAAAGAUGGUGGCGGACACCAGCGAAGUGAAGCUGCGGAUCAGGGAUAGGUACGUCGUGCAGAUCACUCCGGCGUUCAAGUGCACGGGGAUCUGGCCGCGGAGUGCUGCCCACUGGCCGCUUCCCCACAUCCCCUGGCCGGGACCCAACAGGGUGGCGGAGGUCAAGGCGGAAGGCUUCAACCUCUUAUCCAAGGAGUGCCACUCUCUGGCCGGCAAGCAGAGCUCGGCCGAGAGCGAUGCCUGGGUGCUGCAGUUCGCCGAAGCCGAGAACAGACUGCAGAUGGGCGGCUGCAGGAAGAAAUGCCUCUCUAUCCUCAAAACCUUACGGGACCGUCACCUGGAGCUGCCGGGCCAGCCCCUGAAUAAUUAUCACAUGAAGACUCUGGUUUCCUACGAAUGCGAAAAGCAUCCCCGCGAGUCGGACUGGGACGAGUCGUGCCUGGGGGACCGGCUCAACGGGAUUUUACUGCAGCUCAUCUCCUGCCUCCAGUGCAGGAGGUGCCCGCACUACUUCUUGCCCAACUUAGACCUCUUUCAGGGCAAACCUCACUCGGCCCUGGAAAACGCGGCCAAACAGACGUGGCGACUGGCUAGGGAAAUACUUACCAACCCGAAAAGUUUGGAGAAACUUUAG
Messenger RNA from Gavia stellata (red-throated loon), 1080 nucleotides. RefSeq names its product mab-21 like 1 (gene MAB21L1). The record is from RefSeq and is a predicted model, not a curated record. The coding region runs from base 1 to 1080 and encodes 359 amino acids. NCBI's taxonomy places the organism in Eukaryota, Metazoa, Chordata, Aves, Gaviiformes, Gaviidae. The transcript has a single exon.